ACCUGAGAAGAAGAAGGAGCAUAGACCUCUCUCCUCAUCUGUCUGAAUUAAUGAAUAAACUUAAAUAUCAUGCAGCUUCAUUCAUCAGAGAGUUUGACAGCAGAGAACAGAAGAUGAGACAGAUUAUUAGAGAGUUUAGGAAGAUCGCUGAUGAAGUCAGAAAGAUGCAGGAGACAACAGAUGAAGUCAGAAGAGUAGGAACUGGUGUACUAGGAGUCACAGCCCUUGGCACGCCGUUAGGCUUACUUGCAGGCGGAGCAGGAGUAGUAGCAGCAGAAUCAACAGCACUAGCACUAGCAGCAGGAGGGGCAAGAGUAGCAGCAGCAGGAGCAGCAGGAGCAGCAGGAGCAGCAGUAAUAGCAGCAGUAGGAACAAUAGGAGCAGGACUAGCAGCAGGAUCAGCCAUUUUAGUUGCUGGUGUAAAUGUAACAAAAGGGAGAUUAGAGAGUGUAAGUAUAAAUAAAGUAGAAGAACUGGGGAAAGACUUCAUGGAGAUGGUUGAACCGCUGAAGAAGAACCUGAAAGAAAUAAAGAGGACAUGUGAGAAGUUGGAGAAAAGGUCAACUGAACUUCAGACUGGAAUCACUCUGAUAGACAUGUUGGAGUUUCAGAGGAGUCUGUCUGAACUGGUAAGAAGAGGAGUAUUGUCUGCUAUGUGGAACAUCUUCACAAUCACUGCGACCCCUGAAGAGGACAGAAAGUUAACAGACUCCAUCAUCCAGUCAGCUGAUCGCUGUCAGAAAGUUAUCGAUGAAUUGGAGAAGAUGAAGGAAGAACUCAAAGACUUCACAGAACAGUGAACAUACACGCUGCAGUUUGAAGAAAGAACAUUUCUGAUCACAUCAGAUCACAGUUUGAUUUCAAGUCAGCUUCUUCAUCAACACUUCAGGAGAACCAAGAGACCUGGGGCCUGUUUCACAAAACCAAGAUAAGGGAUUAAG
This is a messenger RNA of Perca fluviatilis (European perch), 941 nucleotides long. RefSeq lists its product as uncharacterized. The transcript is spliced from 2 exons. The record is from RefSeq and is a predicted model, not a curated record. Lineage: Eukaryota; Metazoa; Chordata; Actinopteri; Perciformes; Percidae. The coding region runs from base 51 to 800 and encodes 249 amino acids.